Molecule: messenger RNA, 1118 nt
Organism: Gamsiella multidivaricata
Lineage: Eukaryota; Fungi; Mortierellomycota; Mortierellomycetes; Mortierellales; Mortierellaceae
Exons: 1
Coding region: 127-828 (233 amino acids)
Source: RefSeq, a predicted model, not a curated record
AGUCUUUGGCCUUGCAGGAUGAAAUGCUCGCUGGAUCACAGUGUUGAUCUUACCAUGUUUGUACCCAUGCUAAUACCUUUCAUGCCGUCAACCUCUCUCUGUAAUCACAAUGUGUAAACGCACAGUAUGCCACAUUCUGGCCCACCUCAGCAGUUCCCGCCAUUCGGCAAUCAAAUGGGUCCGCCUGGAUCUUGGCCGCCUCAGAGACCACCUCCAGGAGCACCGCUCACCAUGCCACCCCAACAGCAGCCUCCAGGCUUUCCCCCCAGAUUCAUUAACGGACCACCGCCACCAGGCUUUAUGCCUCCUCCAGGAAUGCCACUACAGGGACCAUAUGGAGCUCAAGGACUUCCUCCGGGAAUGCCGCCUCCAAUGCAUGCGCCGGGAAUUCCACUGGGCUCGAUGCCUCCCAGGCCACCACCUUCGUUCCCGCCUUCUCUUCCAGGUGGGCCGCUUUCUGCUACGAUUGCUGAUGGAACAGGAACGUCCUCUUUUUCCACAGGUACUCCCAACGCUCAGUUGAAUCAUAAUUUGAAGCAUACCCCACAUAUCACAUCAUCACCGGAUCCCACGACGCUGGCCGCUGUCUCGGGAGCAUCAACGACAACGACAGCGACAACAGUGGUUCCAUCGGCACCAACAACUACCGAUGGUAAAUCUGCGACUAGCGGUGCUGUUAGUAAGAAGGACAGCGUGCUCGUAUAUGCGAACAAUGACGUUUCUAUGGUAAGUGACCUUAAUCCAUUUUUUAUACUCUAUGCCCCUCCUCUCCUCCCUCCUCCCUCUGCCCGCCCGCCCGACAACAUACCGCUACCUAGUAUUGACUGAUUGACUGGCUGAUUGACUGGUUGAUUGACUGAUCCACUGACUUGUUUCGAUACUCUUCGUGUGUCUUUGUUAUAGGAGGAAGUCAGGGCAGGAUUGGAACGAUACCGGUAUAAACCCAAGGUGGGGUCAGCAGCAUAAGUAUUCUGUUGUCGCGCGUUUGUUCCGUUCCGUUUCUUUUUUAUUUUAUUGCAAUAUAAUAAAAAGGAAGAGAAAGGAAGAAGGGCUCAUAGCCACCAAUGCCAAAUAAGAAUAAGAAUACGAAAAUAAAAUAAAAUAAAAUAAGAUAAAAU